This is a messenger RNA of Drosophila teissieri, 5831 nucleotides long. It is a transcript of the gene stj, whose product is annotated as voltage-dependent calcium channel subunit alpha-2/delta-3. Gene Ontology annotation, molecular function: voltage-gated calcium channel activity. The record is from RefSeq and is a predicted model, not a curated record. The transcript has 24 exons. Lineage: Eukaryota; Metazoa; Arthropoda; Insecta; Diptera; Drosophilidae. The coding region runs from base 391 to 4206 and encodes 1271 amino acids. Gene Ontology annotation, cellular component: voltage-gated calcium channel complex.
CACACACGGAAAAGUGCUGGGUCGCGCGAGAAAAACUGUGGAAAAUUCAUUUAAAUAAUUGGAAAAUAUUCAGCAAAUACAAUGUACAGUGCUUGAGCGACGGCGAGAUUCGAGUAGCAUCUGAAGGGAUCCAGUGCAGACGCGGGUGGUAUGCUACCGGAUGGCCAGGGCAGGUGGCCAAAACCGAGCUAACGGGAUAUGUGGUGCAAACGUGGUGCGUGCGUGCCUGUGAGUGUGUGAUUGUGUGAGUGUGUGAGUGCAGCUGCAAAGUAGGCUAAGAAAAUCGCAUCGCAUCGCAUCGCCUGGUAUUUAUGUCGCGCUCCCGCUGGAUCGACCACCAUCAUCAGCAGUUAGUAGAUCAUUGGACUCCGAGGAAAGCGCCGCUCAAUCAUGGCCUGGUCCCGUCUCCUGGCCUGGUGGCGCCUCUGCCUGGGCCUGCUCUCCGUCUUGGUCUGCUUGGCACCGUGCGUCAAUCUGCAGCCAGCCGAGAACAUCAACUACAAUCUCGUUCAUUCGUGGGCCGACAAAUUGGGCAUGGAGCUGUUUCAUCUGGGCGAUUUCAUCACCAGGCGCAAGGAGGUGCAAGAGAGUUUCAAGGAUGCAAAGGUUGUUUCGCGCAACGGCGCCUCCAUCGUCGAUUCGAUGGCCAAGGAAAUCGAAAUGAUGAUGGACCUGAAAGUCAGUGCAGUGAGGCGAAUCAUGGACACGGCUGAGAACACGGCGUUGUCGCACCAGAACGACAUGGCGGACAAGAUGUUCUCCUAUUACAAUGCCAAGGAGAUGCUGGAGCCCGGCGAUCCCGUACCGCCCAUUCCCACCCCGGCUCCCGACAUGGACAAGGACAUUGGCGAGCCGCUGAUCUACGUCCGGCCGAAGGAGGUGGUGCUGGAACCGCGUCCGGAAUUCCACAACACUCCGGUCAACUUCAGCGUGAGCUCGGUCCACGUGCCGGUCAAUGUGUUCGAUCGAGCACCGGAUGUGAUAAAAGCAAUUCAGUGGUCGGAGAAUUUGGAUCAGAUAUUCCGAGACAAUUACAAAAACGAUCCGACAUUGUCGUGGCAAUUCUUUGGCAGUUCGACUGGCUUUAUGCGUCAAUUCCCUGCAUCGAAGUGGCGAAAGGACGUACCGGUCGAUCUAUACGAUUGCCGACUACGCUCCUGGUACAUGGAGGCGGCGACGAGUCCGAAGGAUAUUGUUAUCCUGAUGGAUGGAUCCGGUUCAAUGUUGGGACAGAGGCUAGAUAUCGCAAAGCAUGUUGUCAAAACGAUACUCGAUACAUUAGGUACAAAUGACUUUGUGAACAUCUUCACCUUUGAUAAGGAAGUGAGCCCAGUCGUCCCAUGUUUCGAAGACACACUGAUUCAAGCCAAUCUGGGCAACAUACGCGAACUGAAAGAAGGGAUUGAUCUGUUUAGACCCAAAUCGAUCGCCAAUUAUACCGCUGCAUUGACAAAGGCAUUCGAGCUAUUGGAAGAGACCAAGUUGAGUUCGCGCGGGGCGCAGUGCAAUCAGGCGAUCAUGAUCAUUGGCGACGGGGCGCCGGAGAACAAUCGCGAGGUCUUCGAGUUGCACAAUUGGCGGGACCCGCCGUACAAGCCGGUCCGUGUGUUCACCUACCUCAUUGGCAAGGAGGUGGCCAAUUGGGAUGAUAUACGGUGGAUGGCGUGCGAGAAUCAGGGCUACUACGUCCACCUCAGCGAGACCGCCGAGGUGCGCGAGAUGGUCCUGAAUUACAUACCGGUUAUGGCCAGGCCGCUCGUCCUGGGCAGGCACGAUCAUCCGGUAAUAUGGUCGCAGGUCUAUGCGGACAUCGAGGACACGAAAAUAUCCGACUAUCUGUGGGACAUCAACCAGUGCGAGAACCAGAAGGCCGAUGUUCUCGAGUACUGGAAGGUGCAGGACCGGAUGCUGGAGCCCAGCGAAAUGCACCGCCGGAAGUACAGAAGGAUGAAGGAUACCUGGGACCAGCCCCUGGACCCGAAGAUGUACCAGUUCAUGACCACCGUAUCGAUGCCCAUCUACGAUCGUCGCGAGAACGCGCUCAUUAAUCUAACGACCGAUAUAAAUCCGGCUGCGAAAAUAAACCUUCAAGUUACUAGGAUUGCGAAUAUAUUGGGCGUGGCCGGCACGGAUGUGCCCAUCAAUGAAAUCAAAAAGCUGCUGUCGCCGUUCGCGCUCGGCGUGAAUGGCUAUGCGUUUAUAGUAACCAACAAUGGUUAUGUACUAUUCCAUCCAGACUUUCGUCCAGUUUUCCAAGGCUACAUAUUAAAGCCAGCAUACAAUAGCGUUGACAUGAUUGAAGUCGAGCUAUUGGAUGACGAUCGAGCCGCCAGAGACUUUAAUCCAGUGCUGAUGACGAUAAGAGAUUCUAUAAUCAAUCAAUCGACAGGCAGCAAAUGGAUGUUGGUCAAAAAUCAUUUCGAUGACAUGAAACGGGUGGCACGCAUAAAGCGACAAUACUACUGGACGGCCAUCAAGAAGACCCCCUUUACUCUGGUCAUUUCCUAUCCGGAGCAGUACGGCGUGAGUCACAUGGACAUCCGAGCUGACCAGGAGAUCCAUCGCAUAAGCAUAAAGGGCACCAACUUGCGCAGCGUUUUCAGUGGCAAGCGGUGGAAAAUACAUCCCGAUUGGCUAUUCUGUAAGCACAGCAACCGGACAUUCAAAACGCCAGAGAUCGAACUGCUGUACUUUCUCGAGCGUAUGUCCGAGCCUGGCUGGCGAUGGCCGGGAAGUCGGAGUGCAAUGCCCCCGGAGCACGCGGCCGCCAUGUUCUCUAACAACUCAUCAACCGGCCGUUAUCCAUCAAUCAAUGAAAAAGAAAGCUACUAUUGCGAUCGGCAGCUGAUGCAAGCUCUAGUUUUCGAUGCCCGAGUGACCGGGUGGUUCUCCAACAACACCAGCUUCAACUCCAAGGACGACAAGGGCACAAGCGCAUCAAGCCCAAUAGCUGUUCUAAUGGGUUUGCUGCCAAGAAACGAAUUCAAGCAGCGUUUUGGCGUCACCGUCGCCUUCUUGGCCACCCACAGUGGCCUCACCCGCUGGCAUGAGUUCCACUCGAAUGCUGCCGAGGAGUCCGGAGUCGGCGAGACUUUUAGCCAGAAUAACACGCGGGCCAUCGAUGAGAUUUGGUACAAACGCGCCGUGGACCAACACUUUGUGCGGGAGGAGAGCUUUGUUUACUCCGUGCCCUUCGAUGCGGGUGAGAGCAACUCAGAGAUCCUGGUGACCGCCAGUCACGCCGUCUUCCACAAUGAGGGCGGCAAGACGGCACCGGCGGCUGUUGUGGGCUUCCAGUUUCAGCACUCGGCGCUCUACAAACUCUUCCACAACAUCACCGGCAAUGCCUGUGCCGUGGAUGACAAAGACUGCUAUAUACUGGACAACAAUGGCUAUGUGAUCAUUUCGACGAGGGUCCACGAGACGGGGCGCUUCUUUGGCGAGGUGAACGGAGCGAUCAUGAAGCGUCUGCUGGAGGAGAAUGUCUACACACAGGUCACCGUCUACGACUACCAGGCGGUGUGCUUCGAGUCCAAGAACGACAACAACGCCUCCAGCAUGCUGCUAUCGCCCCUGUUCCAUCUGCUGCGCGUGGGCAAAUGGCUGCUGCAUACGGCGCUGUGGUAUAUUGUACAACUGUUGCAGUGGGCGCCCGGAGUGUCCAGCCACUAUGCGGACAUGUACGGCGACUCCAACGACACGGAGCCACCGCCGCCGGAGCCGCAUCCGGAGCACCAUGGCCGCAACGGCAAUGGGCAUGGGAAGAAGGACGAUGAACUCUGGCUGCGCUACUUGACGCUCCAUCGCACGCGGCUCAAGCCGUGCGACAUGAAGCGCGAACUGUUCACGCUGUUCAACGAGAAGGACAACGUUGUCUACAAUAUGACAGCCCAUGCAUGUGAGCGGCCAUUUGUCGUCCUGCCCAUCCCGUUCAGCAACCUCAUCCUGCUGGUCAUCGACCAGCUCUGUCCCAGGGACGGCUCCGUCGUCCUCACGGUCAAUCCGCAGCCGAUCGACUACCACCUGUCGGUCAACGACUCGCUGGCCUGCUACAAGCAGGCUCGGGAGUUCAACCGCAUGCGACCCCACAGCUGCAUCAGUCGGCACGCGAACGAGAGCGGCAUCAAGCUGUGCGGAAAGGCCUGCUCCGUGUACGCGAACCUGGGGCUGCUGCUCCUCUGCCACAUACUGAGUCGCUGGCUGUAACGGCGGUCGAUGGACUUAGCUUAGAUCUAGGCAAUAUGUUUUUGUAUUAUAUACGAAGGGCAAUCCAGGAGGUGGUACAUUUUUUACUCUAACGCUUGAGCGCAGUUCAAUAUUUUUGGAUUUUUGGUCACCUAGAGAAACUUUUCCAAAUUAGUUCUUAAGUAGCUAAUUACGAGUAUCCGUAUCCGUAUCCGAAUCUGGUGCGGGAUGCGCAUCAGCGAACGCGGACAGUGUGUGCCGCCUAUGACGGACUGGGCGCAGGGCUUAGUGUAGACCUUCCAAUAGACAGGACAAAAAUAUAUUUACUGCAUAAACAUAUGAAUAUUAUAUAUAUUGUAUAACUGAAAAUUCCAACAACGGCCUUAAACGACUUGCAACCUUCAAGUGAGCUGAAUGCAAAGCGCUGUCAUCCAGGCGACAAAACUUAUGGCACACACUGUACCCAAUGCCGACUACUGCCCAUGGUUAUGUGUGUGUUUGAGUGUGUGUAUGUGUGGGUGUAUGUAUGUAUAGUGUGUGUGAGAGUUAGUCCUAAUCUAAGAAGGCCACAUUUGUAAGUAACACCUAGCUACGAGUUUAUGUUUAAAGAACGGAUCAAGAAACCUAUCGGUAAAGGCGAAUAAUGGAACCAUUUAAAUAUAUAUACACACUCAUACGAUAAUACGAUAUAUACCUACGAGUACGCCCGGUACUGUACAUGCUAACUAAUUUAAGUAGCUUUUGUAUAUUUGCUUAGCCUAGCCCAUUGAAACCGAAACAGAAACUAACCGAAAGUUCAGCCUCGGAGCCUUGGAAACGACAUACAUACUUUUAUAGACAUGCGUUAAAAGAUGUUGUAGGCCACUCAAGAAGAACAACCAAAACCAACAAAUUACGAAGCGAAAAUGGAAAUGGAAAAGUGAAAAAGAAAAGAAAACCGAUCUAAGGGCAUUGUUUUUAUAUAUACACUGAUGAUGACGAUACCUAGCAUUACCCACAAGUACCUACAUAUAUGAGAAAUACUUUUUAUUACUAACUACUUGAUAUGAGCCACAGAACUGAGCCGAGGUCACAGACGAAGAGUCAGAGACGUCAGAGUAAAAGCAGCAGCAUCUAGCGGCUAAAUUAUUAAUAAUACUACACUUAAACAUUGACUAGUUGAAAUUUACCAUGACAAACUAUCGUACAUCUAGACAAACUCUCCUCCGAUCGGAGCCGAACUCGCUAAGCUUUAGCCCCACAUGUCCCCAUGGUAGUGUAAUCAACUUGUGCCAUUCGAACUGCCUAGAAUUUGUUAUUAACUAUUUAAUAUGGAGCUCCAGAGCGCCGUUUCAGAUGCGACUAUCUGGAAAUCGGGAAAUCCGUUCGCCCUCUCGCAGGUUGUUUCACUCCCCCUCUACCCUCUAUUCAUUUUGUACAUUUCGAUUGAAAGUAGGGUAAAGCAAAUCUCAAACUAUACCAAGCUUGCAGGCGCCUCUUCACCAGAACAUUUAGCCCGAUCUCAAGUUUAAACUCUCCUCACAAACAAACGAAACAAAAGAAACAAACACAUUCGCUGGCAGCCACAAUUGUACUACAUACAUAAACAUAUUUCGAAUUCAAUCAAAUACAAGUAAAACCAUUUGUCUAAUGUGCUAAAAGAAGAA